Ornithorhynchus anatinus (platypus) is the source of this 1339-nucleotide messenger RNA. Its product is annotated as proline-, glutamic acid- and leucine-rich protein 1-like. The transcript is spliced from 7 exons. Lineage: Eukaryota; Metazoa; Chordata; Mammalia; Monotremata; Ornithorhynchidae. The record is from RefSeq and is a predicted model, not a curated record. Bases 248 to 1240 code for a protein of 330 amino acids.
UGAGGCUCACUGGUUGCCAUGGCAAUUAGUGGGCCCAGAGAGGAUUCAGAAGCUGGGAGCGAUUCUGCCAUUUGACCACCCAGGAAUACAAAUGGCAGCCGUCGCUUCUGAGGUGACUUUGGCGUGAGCGGGAAGGGGCAUCUGAGGAGAGUAAACACCAAUUUGUCAUCUGCUCCAAAGUCCUGCGUGGGAGAACCCCUACUGGGGGAGCAGAGAAUCAGCCGACAGAGCAGCUAAUCGUAGACAGAUGGCGGCCAAAUUGGUCCCCCAGGUCAGCAUCGGCGAUUCACCCAGCAUCCCUUCCGAGCCCCCAGCGGGGCAGAAGCUCUCAAGUACCGGCAAGGAUGCCGAGGGGGGGAGUGAUGCCGGAGGGGAAACACCCAGACCUCCGGCGAGUCCCCAGAGCGGUAAAGAGUCCCACGGAGAUUUGGCACAGACGGAUGGCCAGAAGACCAGCUGGGUUCCCGUGGAGAAAGGAGACCAGGCACGGUGGGAGGCGGAUCGGGUUGAGGAUGCCGUGCCCAUCUUCUCUUCUCCGGCAAUCCCGCCGCAAGAUCAGAGUCUUCAGGGGAUUCUCCCUGGAAGCGUCCCUCAGACUUGGCACCCGGGUCGAGGACUGGAGCCCACGGUGCCCUACCUCUGCCCGGAUGUCUGGCAGGUCGGUAGAGCCGGAAAGAUUGGGUCCCUUCAUCCAGAGCUGCCCAGCAGAGAGGCCGAGAACAGCUUGGAGAAAUCCCAGCCAGGGAAGGAGCUCGGCCAGGACCAAACGGACGACCCGCCGGCCCUUCGCCAACUUCCUGCCCUGAAGCGGGUGCCGCGGGCAGGGCCGCUCUGGCACCCUGUGAGGCUGGCCCCACUGCCACCCCGCUCGGAGAGGGUCAGUGAGCCCCUUCCAGCAUUGGAGGCCCCGGACCCCCCACGGCCAUGCUCCUGGAGCCCUGUUGUCACCGAGGAUUCCAGCCACCCUCCCCGCAUUGAAGGUCCCUCAGUGGCCACUUCCCAGCAAGUCUGUGGCCGCUUUCUGGCCUGGGUCCGAAAAACCUUCUCUGGACCCACCAGGAGGGAGCCGCAGGAGGGGGAUGACACUGAGGCUGGCGGUCUGGAGGAGGAGGAAGAGGAGAAACAGGGGCCGGGGGAGAAAGAGGGCGAGCCCAGGGCCCGGCACCCCCGCCCAUGGGGGUGGCUCUUCUGCUCAGCCCGUACUCCCAUCAAUAAGGUGCAGCCCCAAAAUGGACCCUGACCCGACCCCACCGAGCUCACUGUCAAUCUCAGGUCACCUCUCGCGACACUGUGAAAUAAAAUCUUCAACAUUUGGGGUUGCCGAGGCCUCAUCUAAUAA